AUGGCAUUACGAAAAGCCGUGGAUAAUGUCAUAGAACAGUUGAAUUCAGAAGAACCUAAAAUUGUGGAAAAAGGCAUACAUGAUCUCGAACAGUUGCUCAGAUCAUUAGCUCCGGCAAUACAAAAACUGCAUUCUUCAGGGUCCACAGAUCUGAAGCUAGUAGCAUUCCUAGCACUCCAGGAAAACUUUCAGCAUAACUUGGCCAACGAGCUUCUAGCCGCUUACAAAACUCUCCGAUAUGAGAAUACAAACACUUCGACAUGGAAUCAGCUAAAUACUGCCAUGAUGGGGCUCCUAUUGAUUCACCCGGAGUCGAGAAACAUCUUCAGCAAGAAAGCUAACAUGCUGCUAAUUCUAAGUUUUCUAGAACCAGACAACACGGCUUAUUCGUUGGAAAGAUGUGCUUCCUUUGUGUCUUUACUUAUUCACAUAUUGUUGCGGAACCUCAAGAACAUGCGGGUCUUCGAGGCAUGUGGAGGCUGUAUGGCCAUUAUACGACUCCUACAACUCUCUCCUGAAAACGAGAAUGUAGCUGGAGAGCUCGCUAACAUCCAACAAACGCUACAUUUCAAGGUCGUUGAGUUUCUUAUCUUCUACAUGACUGAUGAAUCCGAAUUGAAGGACGGAAAAGCGCCCAUGCGGACAGUCGCAGAGAAAGCUGGCUACAUUAAACCACAGUUUCCAGCAAUUGAGAAUCUCAUUGAAAACUUGAACGAUCUCACGACUCAAAAGUCCAGAGACACCCCUCUUUCGAGUUAG
This is a messenger RNA of Candidozyma duobushaemuli, 759 nucleotides long. RefSeq lists its product as uncharacterized. The transcript has a single exon. Lineage: Eukaryota; Fungi; Ascomycota; Pichiomycetes; Serinales; Metschnikowiaceae. Bases 1 to 759 code for a protein of 252 amino acids. The record is from RefSeq and is a predicted model, not a curated record.